Calypte anna (Anna's hummingbird) is the source of this 4093-nucleotide messenger RNA. It is a transcript of the gene LIN7C, whose product is annotated as lin-7 homolog C, crumbs cell polarity complex component. The record is from RefSeq and is a predicted model, not a curated record. The transcript has 5 exons. Gene Ontology annotation, cellular component: synapse; cell-cell junction; MPP7-DLG1-LIN7 complex. Bases 55 to 648 code for a protein of 197 amino acids. Gene Ontology annotation, molecular function: L27 domain binding. Gene Ontology annotation, biological process: protein localization to basolateral plasma membrane; neurotransmitter secretion; maintenance of epithelial cell apical/basal polarity. Lineage: Eukaryota; Metazoa; Chordata; Aves; Apodiformes; Trochilidae.
CCCGCCUUUCCGCCAUCCUCGCGUCACUUCCCGUGCGGGCCGCAGGAGGAGAAGAUGGCGGCGCUGGGGGAGCCGGUGCGGUUGGAGCGAGACAUCUGCAGAGCAAUUGAGCUGCUGGAAAAAUUACAGAGAAGUGGAGAAGUGCCACCUCAAAAGCUACAGGCUUUGCAAAGGGUCCUUCAAAGUGAAUUCUGUAAUGCUGUAAGGGAGGUGUAUGAACAUGUAUACGAAACCGUGGAUAUCAGCAGUAGCCCAGAAGUUAGAGCUAAUGCUACAGCAAAGGCCACUGUAGCUGCAUUUGCUGCAAGUGAAGGUCAUUCCCAUCCCAGAGUUGUUGAACUACCCAAAACCGAAGAAGGUCUUGGAUUCAACAUUAUGGGAGGCAAAGAACAAAAUUCUCCAAUCUAUAUCUCUCGAAUCAUCCCUGGUGGAAUCGCUGAUAGACACGGAGGCCUGAAACGUGGGGACCAGCUGCUUUCUGUAAACGGAGUGAGUGUUGAAGGUGAACACCAUGAAAAAGCAGUCGAACUGCUGAAGGCAGCUCAAGGAAAGGUUAAAUUAGUUGUGAGAUACACACCAAAAGUCUUGGAAGAAAUGGAGUCAAGAUUUGAGAAAAUGAGAUCGGCGAAACGCAGGCAGCAAAAUUAACAUUGUUUGUGAUAACUGAAAAUAUAUUCCAUUUGCAUUUUAUAGUUUUCUUUGUGGCUCAGUUGAUCCAAUGCCUGGGUGAUGGAAGACACUGUCCUUUUCAAUGAAUUGCAUAAUGAUUGAGGUUGGAGGGACUCCUGGAGGUCAUCUAGUCCAACCCCUCUGCUCAGAGGAGGGUUAGCUAGUACGGGUUGCUCAGGACUGUGACAAGCUGGGUAUUGGAGCAGCUCUAGGGACAAAAACUACAGUAGAUCUCUGGGCAGUCUCUUCUAGUGUUUUGAUCUCCCUCUCACUAUGAAGGUUCAUUCUUAUAUUUAAAAGGGGCUUCCUGUAUUUCCAUUUGUGCCUGCCAUCUCUUCUCCAGUCACUGGGUGCUACUGAGAAGAGUCUGAUCUUUGUACUGCUUCCUAUCAGGCAUUUACACACAUUGGGAAGAUCACCUCUGAGCCUUCUUCCAGUCUAAACAGUACCGGAACUCUUAGCUUUUCCUUGUCUUGUCAGAUAUUCCAGUCCCUUAGUUGCUCUUGUUGCCCUUCACUGGACUAAUUUUCUUUUUUUUAAUGCCUGUAUCUGUAUUGGACUGGGGAGCCCAAAAUGACCAAGCACUUGAGCUUUGUCUUCCCAGGGCUGAGCAGAGGGGCAGAACCACCUCCCUCAGCUUCCUGGCAGUGCUCAGACAAGGGGGCUGUUGGGCUCCUUUGCCUUUUGGGCACAGCAGUGGCUCAGGGUAAGUGUGGUUCUGUUGUUCUCUGCAAGGUUGCUCUGCAGCCUGGCACCUCCCCAGCCUCCACUUGUGCAUGGGCUUAUUCCUCCCCAGGUGUAGGACUUUCCACUUUCCUCUGCUGAACUUUUGAGAUUCCUCUUUGUCCAUUUCUCCAGCCUGCCAAGGUCCCUCUGGGUGGCUCACUGAGUGUGCUCUGUCCUGUCACCUGUGUUAUUAGUGAAUAAAUCAACAGCAUGGACCAGAGUACAAACCCCUGGAGUCCAGCAGUAGUGACUGGCAUCCAGCAGGACUUCGUGCCACAACAAACAACCCUUUGCAGUUCAGCCCUUUUUAGACGGUUUUCAGUCUCCAUGUGUUGCUGUUUAAGAGGAAUGUCUACUUUUUAAAAGGCUUAAGAAACCCUGAAAAAAGCAUAGAUGUUGAUAUUUCUAUUGAUAUUUUUUUCUUACUCUCUUUCAUGUCAGACCUUAGAAGCAUGAGAGUGAAUUUAGAGAUUUUUUUAAAAGCAUUUAAUAAGACAUGUUUCUACAAUUGGCAUCCCUUUUUACCUGUUUCCUUUUGGCAUUACUUAGUAUAGUAUCUGCAGGUUUUUUUGCUUAAUUAUUUUGGAAAAAAGAUUCUUAUGUAGCAGUAUUUUGGCACUUUUCUUAAGAAUAUGUUGUAUAUCAACUACAAAACCUAAUCAUGAUCUACUGUAUAGCUGAUAAUGAUACCAGAUUUUGUAAUGUUUUGGUGAGUACAUUAUUUUUACACUUCUGCUAAAUUGUAAUGGGUUACUAUGGAAUUGUAUUACCUCACCUGUAAAUAAUUUACAGUUGGUGUUCACAUAUAAUGAUUUUGUAAUAUCUGACUUUUACAAAUUUGCAACAGUCAUUCUUAUAACUUAUAUUAUUUUGUACUAAUUUUAAAAGCAGCAAGGGGAAAAAAUGUAAUUGUGUAUGCAGUUCUGGAUUGACUCUCUAUAUGUAUUUUUAUAUUCAGAAAGAGAAAAUAUGCUAAUGAAGUGCUAAAGAUUUCCAGAUAUUUCCCUCACUUUCUGCUGUUUAAAAGAAAUACUCAUUAAUUGUCAUACUUCUCUUGUGGUUCUUAGUGUGUGCUAUUGUAGUCUUAUCUCAGACUGCCUGUUUUGGUCUUGGAAUAGUUAGUAUCUAAAUUAUUGAUUAUUAAAUUUAUAGGAGUAAAAUGUUCCGAGUCUUAUAUGCCAGGUUAGCUUGACAUAUGAACUUGGCAGGGUUUUAUUAAUGACUGCUUCUGGCUUGGAGGGUUCUUGUUUGUACUUUGGAAGUACUACAUCACCAUUGCCAGAAAACUUUGGGGAAUGGUGCUGUGGUGGUAAAGAGGGAAUCUCCAGGAAUGAGAUGUUAAUGUCUUAUCUCAAAUGCAGUUGAUGGUGGCACAGGUUGUCUGCACCAUUUUGAAGAAACUUCAUCUGGACAGAGGUUGACUUUUGGAAUCCACCAUACCAGGUUUGAGGCUGUGCUUGUAUAGUUCAGAUUUUGGGUUGCUUGUUUGGGGAUUCUUGGUGGUUUUUCUUUUUUUAAAGCUUCAUCUGGUAAAUAUGUAGAAUUAACUUGAUUGUCUACUGGGCAUCUCUUCACUUUUAUGGCAGCUAUGAGUGCAUCCUGAUUGACUGUUAGUAAUUUGAUUCUUAGAGGCUUAAACUGAAAAGUGCAGUUCUUACUUUGUGGGUAAUCUCUAGUCUUUUCACAUGGAGCAGUACAAUCCAUUGAGAAAUAAUUCAAUAUAUGAAAGAAAGGAAAAGAUGAGUGAGCUAAAAAUGACAGCAUGAAGUUUGCAUUGUCAGUUGAUUUGUUGGAAAAGAAAAAAAUGUCAUUGCUACAGGCAAGUGAAAUGUGAUUGCUUUCUGCAUGUUCAUAAGCAUGGUAAGCUUGUAAAGAGAAAUUUGGAUUUUAAAGAUACUGAUAGUUUGAAAAUGCAGUAUAAAUAUUUAUCAGUGAGAUGACAUUGAGCACUGAAUUAUGUGGUUGAUUGUCAUAGGCCUCUCAAAAGGUCUCAUGGUACUGAUACAACCACGUUGUAGAAUUGUAUAUUUUUAUGGAGCAACUAAUGUUUAAAGUAUUUGAGACCAAAAUCGCUAGUUAGACCAAUUGUGGAUGUGUUUUAAAUUAACUGUAAAAUAGUAGAGAUUUGUUUUAGAGCUAUAUAUAAAUAUAUAUAUUAAAGAAUGGUAUGGAUACAAGUUAGAAAUGUGUGUUUUAAAACCUGUAUCCCUUGUCUUGCUUAACAAAGAGGUGUGUUUUAUUAUUCUGUGGAAACACUCUAAUGCAGCUAGAGCUGCUAAAUGCAGUAGUGUUUUCAUUCUGAAUUGUAGCAUUUAAAACAGUUUGUCAGCUAAAACAAUGUUGGGAAGGUAUAUGUGGCCCUAUAAACUGUAUGUGUAGAAGGUAAUGAAAAGUUUUGAAAUUGCAACAGAAAGGAAAAAAAUUCAGUAAACAGACAAUUCAUUAAUGGUCAUCAUUAAUACUAUGAAAACCCUAUAACAUUAAGGAGAGGAUGGAUUAAAAUAUGCCAAGAAACUUGAUCUCUGUUACUACUGAACAGUGCCUGUACUGUGUUAAUAUGCAGUCCCCACACACUUGGCAUACUUGGAUAUGCAGACAGGUUCAGAAGAGCUGUCACUUCUGCAGGUAACUUCUGCAUCAGUUGCUGCUGUGAGGGAUCUUUGGGUUUUAUCAACAGAAAAAUAAAAGUUAAAUUUCA